Andrographis paniculata is the source of this 2235-nucleotide messenger RNA. RefSeq names its product cyclin-dependent kinase C-2. The transcript is spliced from 14 exons. Gene Ontology annotation, cellular component: cyclin-dependent protein kinase holoenzyme complex; nucleus. Gene Ontology annotation, biological process: positive regulation of transcription elongation by RNA polymerase II; protein phosphorylation. Gene Ontology annotation, molecular function: ATP binding; cyclin-dependent protein serine/threonine kinase activity; RNA polymerase II CTD heptapeptide repeat kinase activity. The coding region runs from base 345 to 1886 and encodes 513 amino acids. NCBI's taxonomy places the organism in Eukaryota, Viridiplantae, Streptophyta, Magnoliopsida, Lamiales, Acanthaceae. The record is from RefSeq and is a predicted model, not a curated record.
GCGGAGGAUGAGGUGAACAGGGAGUGAUGUGCUUGAGUAUCAAUGGCAAUGGCAAUGGCAAUGGCAAUGGCAAUGUCAACUGCUGGUGUAUAGUGAUUGAAGUUCAUGGUUGUUCGGUUCGGUCCGAUCGUUCUACUCAAGCUGUACAGACGGUUCGCGGCGGCUCUAUAUUCCGGUCGAACCGGUCGGACGCUUACUAUAUAAAAGCCCUCUCCUCUUCCGCCCUUGGUCCCUCGGCUAACUAAUUAGCUCUCGCCUUUUGCCCAUGAAAAUCGUAAGGAUUUAAUUCCUUAGAAUUCUCUGCCCAAACCGUCUGCAAUAAACAUCCUUUGGAGGCACAAAUAAUGGCGGCGGCGAUGAAUAAUCAGCUUAAUGUGGGGGAGUGGCCGUCGUGGGGUUCCCGAAGCGUAGAAUGCUUUGAGAAACUCGAGCAGAUUGGCGAAGGAACUUACGGUCAAGUAUACAUGGCCAGGGACAAGAAAACUGGAGAAAUUGUGGCUUUGAAGAAGAUACGCAUGGAUAAUGAAAAAGAAGGGUUUCCUAUUACUGCCAUCCGAGAAAUUAAAAUUUUAAAGAAACUGCAACAUGAAAAUGUCAUUAAAUUGAAAGAGAUAGUGACUUCUCCUGGUCCUGAAGGAGAUGAUGUGGGGAAACCUGAUGAUAAUAAGUACAAGGGAAGCAUUUACAUGGUCUUUGAGUACAUGGACCAUGAUUUGACUGGCCUUGCAGAUCGCCCUGGAUUGAGAUUUACUGUACCUCAAAUUAAAUGUUACAUGAAGCAACUGCUGACAGGCCUUCAUUACUGCCAUGUAAAUCAAGUGCUUCAUAGGGACAUUAAAGGCUCUAACCUUCUCAUUGACAAUGAGGGAAAUCUGAAGCUUGCAGAUUUUGGGCUUGCACGUUCCUUUUCCAAUGACGUAAAUGCUAAUCUUACAAAUCGAGUCAUUACUUUGUGGUACAGACCUCCAGAGUUGCUUCUUGGAGCGACAAAAUAUGGACCAGCAGUUGAUAUGUGGUCUGUGGGUUGUAUCUUUGCUGAGCUAUUAUAUGGGAAGCCAAUCUUACCUGGAAAAAAUGAGCCUGAACAGUUGAGUAAAAUAUUUGAGCUCUGUGGAACCCCUGAUGAGAUGGCAUGGCCUGGUGUUUCCAAAAUUCCAUGGUACAACAAAUUUAAGCCCUCAAGGCCAAUGAAAAAGCGAAUUUGGGAGUUUUUCAGACAUUUUGACCGACAUGCUUUGGAUCUGUUGGAUAAAAUGCUGGUUCUUGACCCAGCUCAGAGAAUUUCAGCGAAGGAUGCUCUAGAUGCUGAAUAUUUCUGGACUGAUCCCUUACCUUGUGACCCCAAAAGUUUGCCAAAAUAUGAAUCAUCCCAUGAGUUCCAGACGAAGAAAAAAAGGCAGCAACAGCGACAAAACGAAGAAAUUGCAAAAAGACAGAAAAUGCAGCAUCCACAACAACAUGCUCGCUUACCUCCAAUUCAACAGGCUGGGCAGCCUCAUCCUCAGCAAUGGAAUGGCUCGAGUCAUCAAGUGGGCAGUUCUCAGCCAACCCUGCCGAGCGGGACCAGUCAUCAUCAGUAUGGGAAGCCUCGUGGUCCACCUGGAGGACCUAGCAGAUACCCUCAAGGCGGGGCUGGCAGUGGCUACUAUCAAGAUCGUGGAGGUCAGAGCGGAGGAGGUUACAACAAUGGGCCAUAUCAACAACAGGCACGAGGGCCACCCCCUUAUCCUGGAAAUAGCGCCCCUUCAAAUAUUCCCCGAGGAACUACUGGCGCUUAUGUGGCUCCGCCUAACUAUUCCCAAAGUGGUCAGUAUGGAGUUUCCGGCAGCAGAGGUCCAAAUCCACAAGGUGGAAGCAGAAACCAGCAAUAUGGUUGGCAGCAAUAGCAUAGACUAAUUAAUGGUGUGAGAAUUGCGGAAGUUGUUGAUACAGACACUAGGGAUCGGUAAGAAUCAAAAGUUGCAAUGAUCACAUUGCUGCAUGAUGCAAUUGUGGCAAAGGAAUUACUAUGACUUUUUGUAUAGCUUGCUGAUGAAUUAGUCUCAUACUCAUUGUUUAUCACUCACUUCAGGAAUUUGUUUAGGUGACUGCCUGAAGCAGACAGUAGCGUCGCAUAGUUUACGAUAUACAAAAAACAGGAAAAACUGAAAUGUGUUGCAGAGACUAGAGACUUGACAUCAGAAUUGUGUUUGGGUUCCUACCCAAAUUAGGUAUUGGAGUGCUAGUUUCCUUGUA